Elgaria multicarinata webbii is the source of this 3273-nucleotide messenger RNA. RefSeq names its product adhesion G protein-coupled receptor L4 (gene ADGRL4). Gene Ontology annotation, cellular component: plasma membrane. NCBI's taxonomy places the organism in Eukaryota, Metazoa, Chordata, Lepidosauria, Squamata, Anguidae. Gene Ontology annotation, biological process: adenylate cyclase-activating G protein-coupled receptor signaling pathway; cell surface receptor signaling pathway. Bases 515 to 2842 code for a protein of 775 amino acids. Gene Ontology annotation, molecular function: G protein-coupled receptor activity; calcium ion binding. The transcript is spliced from 16 exons. The record is from RefSeq and is a predicted model, not a curated record.
CUGAGAGAAGCAGUCAACCCACAGCACGGAAGCCAACGCAGAUUUCACCAUUUCUUUGGGGAUUCUAGAGCUCUGAUGUGCUCAACAACUCACAGACAAGGGUGAUGGGAUGCUGGGGCAGUAGAUUUGCCUCCGUUUAUUACCCCUUUUUAUUCCUAGUCUGGUUUCCACAACCUGCCAAGAACGAGGUGAUUUCCACCCAGUGUUCUAAUUUCAGCCUUUUGCUCCACUGCUCUACAUUUCUUUCCAUGUGUUCUCUUUGAAUCUUCUCCUUGGCCUUCAAGACCUCCUGGACCUUCAACAUCCACUCAUAUUCUGUGCUCAUGUCUAUGUCUUGCUCCACCCCUGUCCUUAUCGACUUUCCUUCAUCUGCUUUAUGAGUCUUUCUAGGUAGUUCUUUUUUUUAUCCCCCAAUUGAUUUGUUAUUCAUCAUUUGCAUCUGCCUUGUGCUUCGUCUACCUGAGGGCAAAUGACUGUAUAAGAGCAGCAUAUUUGCUAGGAUUUAACUCUUCUAAUGGGCAUGUGUGGACAUUUUGCACAUGAUCAUACCUUCAGAACGGGUCGGUUUGUUACAAAGGGACUCAAGACUGAACACUCCAGAGAAGCACCACCCAUGAAACUUCUCCUGCUUUUAGCAUUUGUGUCCACACUGUGGGACACUAGCUACUCCUCCGGGAACUGUACCAUCCCAUGCCAUGAGCGUGCAAAAUGUGAAGUUCGUAAUGGAGCCCAAGGCUGUUAUUGUAGCCCAGGAUUCACUGGACCUGGAGUACGUGGACCUGACGCAAGCGGUUGUUAUGAUGACGAUGAAUGUGAAAAUACCACACAACUUUGUGGAGAUAAUGCGAAUUGUACAAAUACUGUGGGAAGUUACUACUGCAUGUGUGCACCUGGGUUCACAUCUAGUAAUGGAAACAUAACCUUUGUAACCAAUGAUGGGACUUCUUGCCAAGAUAUAGAUGAGUGCCAUGAACCAGUAAGCGCUGCCUGUGGAGAUCAUGCGAAAUGUGAAAAUGUGUAUGGAGACUAUCACUGCUCCUGUAAGGAAGGUUAUCAACCAUCCACAGGAAAAUUACAGUUUAUGCCAAAUGAUGGCACUUCCUGCCAAGAAAUGCCAACAGUAAAGUGUGAACUGAACUAUGGAUGUAUAGCUGAAAAUAUUAACAGAACUUUAGCUAAAAUUAGAAAAAUAAAAGAACCCCUGGCUAUAUUACAAGAAAUCAAUCAGAACACUGUAGGACAAAUUUCACCAGUUGAUGUGAUUUCCUACAUAGAAGCAUUAUCUGACUCUUGUCCCUUGCUAAGCGCCAUGAAUAACAUGAUUUCUGACAAUGAAAUGCUCCGUAACCUAACUCUUAAUGAAUUUGUUAUUACUGUGAACAAUUUUGUCCAGAAGGAUAAAAUUGCAGUGUGGGAAGCUAUCCCAGCAGAUAACAGAAGAAGAAGUCUCACUAAACUGAUGCAUGCUGCAGAACAAACAACAGCUCUCAUGUCACAGAACUUCCCAAAGUCGACAGAAGUAGAGGUUAAUGCUAGUGAUUUGGCUCUCAAAGUCUUUGCCUUUGAUAUGCAACAUGUGGACCUCAAUCAACAUGUGCAGAUGGGAGGAGAUAUGAUAACAGUCUUUGCUAAGAGAAAGAAAGCAUCUAUUUCUAAAGGCACCGUUGCAGUUGUGUUUCUCCACUACAGCAAUAUCGGCUCUCUGCUUUCAUCAUCGCAGAACCUCUCAUUGAAGGAAAAUUCAGAGCAUGGAGAGACAGUAGGGUCAUCGGUUAUAGCUGUCGUCAUCAGCUCUGCUCCACCUAAGCUCUACCCAGCUGAGAAAAUAACAUUUACUUUAAAGCAUGCACAGACUGUAGACAAAAAAUACACUAAGUGUGCAUUCUGGAAUUAUUCAGAAGACACAAUGGAAGGAAGCUGGUCUACAGAAGGAUGUGAGCGGUCACAUUUCAAUAGCACUCACACCUCGUGCAGAUGUAAUCAUCUUACUCAUUUUGCUGUUUUGAUGUCCUCAAAUGGCUCUGAAGUUAAAGUCAAAGAUUCCAUUCUUACAAGAAUCACUGAGCUCGGAAUAAUUAUCUCGUUGAUUUGCCUCUCCGUGUGCAUUUUCACAUUCUGGUUCUUCAGCGAAAUUCAAAGUACAAGAACAACCAUUCAUAAAAAUCUCUGUUGCAGUCUUUUCCUGGCAGAGCUGAUUUUUCUUGUUGGAAUUAACAUGAACAGUAAUAAGCUAUUCUGUUCAAUCACUGCUGGAUUACUCCAUUACUUCCUCCUAGCUGCCUUUGCAUGGAUGUGUAUUGAAGGCAUUCACCUGUACCUCAUUGUUGUCGGAGUAAUCUACAACAAAGGAUUCCUACACAAGAAUUUCUAUAUCUUUGGCUAUGUGAGCCCAGCAGUGGUGGUUGCCAUUUCUGCUGCACUGGGAUACAAAUACUAUGGAACAACGGAUGUAUGUUGGCUCAGCACAAAGAAUAACUUUAUAUGGAGUUUUAUAGGACCAGCAUGUCUAAUAAUUCUUGUUAAUUUGAUGGCUUUUGGUGUCAUUAUCUAUAAAGUAUUUCAACAAACAGCCAUGCUAAAACCAGAAGUUAGCUGCUAUGAAAACAUAAGGUCUUGUGCACGUGGGGCUCUUUCUCUCCUCUUUCUCCUUGGCGCUACCUGGAUCUUUGGUGUACUCCACGUCAUCCAGGGCUCAGUGGUCACAGCGUAUCUUUUUACAAUCUUCAAUGCAUUUCAAGGGCUCUUCAUCUUCAUAUUUCUUUGUGUUUUGUCACGAAAAAUCCAGGAUGAAUACUCCAGGUUGUUCAGAAAUGUCCCUUGCUGUUUUGGAUGCUUAAGGUAAAUUGAUGGAAAGCUAAGAUGAGCAGCACCAUGGAAGAAAGGAGAAAACGAGAGGCUUUAGAAAAAUUGCUAUAUUGUGAAAGUAUGAAAUGAGCUACUGAGCUGUCAUCUCUCUUAAAUCAAUUACUUUCUCUCCAGUAUAGGUAUUGUACUUAAAUGUGCACUCAGGCACACUAUAUUGUGUACAAACUGCAUAUCUGUACAAGACAGACUGGUUUAUUGUGUAACAAAUAAGGCUUCUAAAGGAGCCCAGGACUCUUCAGGGCUAAUGGCUGUAGCUCAGAAGGGGCUGAAACCAAUGCGCAAAGCCGUUUUUGUCAGUAGCUUUGCUAUUAAUGUCAUACCCGCUGACUCGGAAAUGAAAAUAAUUUUGCUUAUUGCUGUUUAAAGAGAGUAAAUUCCAUUAGAGUGUUAAUAAAAAGGUUUUACUUU